This is a messenger RNA of Lasiosphaeria miniovina, 1524 nucleotides long. Its product is annotated as glycoside hydrolase superfamily. The record is from RefSeq and is a predicted model, not a curated record. The coding region runs from base 1 to 1524 and encodes 507 amino acids. NCBI's taxonomy places the organism in Eukaryota, Fungi, Ascomycota, Sordariomycetes, Sordariales, Lasiosphaeriaceae. Gene Ontology annotation, molecular function: glucosylceramidase activity. The transcript is spliced from 2 exons. Gene Ontology annotation, biological process: sphingolipid metabolic process.
AUGAUCCGCCUAAUCGCCACCAUUAUUCUCUGUGCGGCUGCUCUCGCCCACCCGGUUGACGACUCCAGUCCUUCAUUCCCAUCGUUCCGGUCCACGGCGCGCCCAAGAGCAACCCACGAUGAGGCGCGCGCCCUGCAGCACCGACAGGCCGGGUUGACAGUAACCGUCGACUUGUCCAAGACGUACCAGACCAUCGACGGCUUCGGGACGUCGCAGGCCUUCCAGCGGGCGGUGCAGAUGAGCAAGCUGCCCGAGGCCGAGCAGCGCCACGCGCUCGACCUCCUCUUCAGCACCACCAAGGGUGCCGGGCUGUCGAUCCUGCGCAACGGCAUCGGGUCGUCGCCCGACAUGUCGUCGGACCACAUGGUGUCCAUCGCCCCCAAGAGCCCGGGCUCGCCGAGCAAGGACCUGAUAUUUGCCUGGGACGGCUCCGACAACAAGCAGCUCUGGGUUUCGCAGGAGGCGCAGCACACGUACGGCGUGCAGACCAUCUACGCCGACGCCUGGAGCGCCCCGGGAUACAUGAAGACCAACGGCAACGACGCCAACGGCGGGUCGCUGUGCGGCGUCAGCGGCGCGACCUGCUCGAGCGGCGACUGGAAGCAGGCCUACGCCAACUACCUCGUCAGGUACAUCCAGUACUACAAGGAGGCCAACGUCACGAUCACCCACGUCGGGUUCCUGAACGAGCCCGAGCUAACGACAAGCUACGCAUCGAUGCGCUCCAACGCGCAGCAAGCGGCCGACUUCAUCAAGGUGCUCUACCCAACACUACAGAAAGCCAACCUCAGCAGCGUGGGGAUCAACUGCUGCGACGCGGAGGGGUGGCAGAGCCAGGCGGGGAUGCUUGGCACGCUCAAAUCCGUCGACGACAUGCUCUCGGUGAUCACGGCGCACAGCUACACCUCGUCGCCGUCGUCGCCCAUGAACACCAAGCACAAGACGUGGCAGACCGAGGCUGGCGACCUGCAGGGCGCGUGGACGAGCGCGUGGUACAGGAGCGGCGGGGCCGGCGAGGGGUGGACGUGGGCCAACAACGUGUACACGGCGCUGGUGAAUGCCAACGCCUCGGCGUACCUGUACUGGGUGGGGGUGCAGGCCGGCAACACCAACUCGCACAUGGUGCACAUCAGCAACGGCAAGGUCGAGGCAUCGAAGCGCCUGUGGGCGCUGGGCCAGUGGAGCCUGUUCGUGCGGCCGGGCGCCGUGCGCGUGGGCACGUCGGGCAGUGCGAGCGGCGUCAAGACGGCCGCUUUCAGGAACCAAGACGGCUCCGUGGCCGUCGUCUUCCUCAACAGCGGCGGCAGCGCUGCCAAGGUGGGCGUCAAGCUGGCGUCGGGCGGCGGCAGCGGCGACAAGGCCAAGGCUUGGUACACCGACAACACGCACGAGGCCGCGGAGCUCGACGCCAGCGUGGCCGACGGCGUCGCGAGCGCGAAUAUCCCCUCGCGCGCCAUGGCCACGAUUGUGCUGUAUCCGGCGGGCAGUGCUAGUUCGGCCUCGAAGGAGUCGAGGCCAGCGUAG